This is a messenger RNA of Tauraco erythrolophus (red-crested turaco), 474 nucleotides long. NCBI's taxonomy places the organism in Eukaryota, Metazoa, Chordata, Aves, Musophagiformes, Musophagidae. The record is from RefSeq and is a predicted model, not a curated record.
AUUGAUCAGUGGAGAAACUGAUACUGUUGCUCUGGGGUGGGAAAGGCCAGCAGUCCGCGCGAGAGAACCAUGUCUGUUCGGGAGUCGUUUAACCCGGAAAGUUACGAAUUGGACAAGAGCUUCCGUCUGACCCGAUUCACUGAACUGAAAGGCACAGGCUGCAAAGUGCCGCAAGAUGUCUUACAGAAACUGCUUGAAUCUCUACAAGAAAACCAUUUUCAGGAAGAUGAACAGUUCCUGGGGGCGGUUAUGCCCAGGUUGGGAAUUGGGAUGGACACUUGUGUUAUUCCAUUAAGACAUGGUGGUUUGUCGUUGGUCCAGACGACAGAUUAUAUUUAUCCUAUUGUGGAUGAUCCUUAUAUGAUGGGACGGAUAGCGUGUGCCAAUGUCCUAAGUGACCUUUAUGCCAUGGGGGUCACAGAAUGCGACAACAUGUUGAUGCUCCUUGGAAUCAGCAAUAAAAUGACAGAUAGG